Molecule: messenger RNA, 2471 nt
Organism: Brassica napus (rape)
Lineage: Eukaryota; Viridiplantae; Streptophyta; Magnoliopsida; Brassicales; Brassicaceae
Product: probable hexosyltransferase MUCI70
Exons: 7
Coding region: 169-2034 (621 amino acids)
Source: RefSeq, a predicted model, not a curated record
CAAUCAUAUGUAACCUGCCUAUCUUUUCUUUCUCACCUAAAUCAAAGAUUGAUUUUAAUGGAUCUUUAGUCGUCCGUCCGCGAAGUAACUCAAACCAGCAGCUUUGCUUCAUCCAACAACUCUCUGCCAUUUUAUCUUUUCCCCCUUCUCUCUCUCUACAAUGCUAGAAUGCCUCAAUACAGACAAUCCGGAAACGAUAGAUUCAGCGUUCGCGGAGGAGGAGGAGGCUCAGCGUCUGAUCACGUAGCGAUCGGGAUCCGAAACGGCGCCGGAGGACAGGGGAAGGCUAACCGUUGGAAGCGAUCCGUUGUUCGACCUGAGAGGAUUCGUCGCGGUGGAGUCGGCUCUGUUGUCUUCGUUCUCUGCCUUGUGCUCGUUGUCACUGUUCUAGCCUACUACUAUCUCUCUGGUUUUGCUACUAAUGGCUACGAUGAUAAAGGAUUGGAUUCUUUCGACGGUGAUUUUCUGACGAAUGUGACGAGAAUUGACCCUGGGAAGGUGCUUGAGUUUGGUCACGGCUCAGUGGUUCACGGACGAGACUCCAGGUAUUGGGAUAAGGAUGAUAGACGACGGGAUGAUGAUUAUAAUGAGGAUGAAGUUGAGCAUAAACCUAUUCAAGUGAAGGGGGUUGGUUUGUACAAUGAAGCUGGACGGAACGAGUUAAACAAGUAUGAAGCAGAGUAUCAAGCUUCCCUUGAUAUGGACCCUGAUGAUGCUAUUGAUUCUCAUGAUAGUCAAGGGGAUGAUGAAUACGUUGGCCAUGAUGACGAUGACAAUGAAGAGCCGCGCAAGGAGAAGCCUACAGAGGCUCUUCAUUCCAUGAGUAAGGAACAUGAUGAUGGAGAUACUUCUAAGAGGUCUUCUCUUGUUAGGAAGGUUGGUAAGUCCGGCAAAACAUCACGAUCUGAUACUAAACGAAGAGGUCGUGGUCGCAGAUCUUCAGGUGGAGCUUGUGAGAUGAAGCUAUUGAAUUCUAGUCAACCAAUAGUGGAGCCCUUGAAUACUCGAAAAUCUGCUAGAUUCUCCUUACAGUACGUAGAGAAUGAGGAAAAACCUGAUGGAGAAGAACAGUGGGAUCCCAGGUUUGCAGGUCAUCAGAGUUUACAAGAGCGACAAGAUUCCUUCUUGGCUGAAGACAAGAAAAUUCAUUGUGGUUUUGUCAAAGCUCCCAAAGGAUCUCCAACCACUGGGUUUGAUCUCACAGAAGAUGAUACUAAUUAUAUCAGUAGAUGCCACAUCGCUGUGAUCUCAUGCAUAUUUGGCAAUUCUGAUCGCUUGAGGCCUCCUGCCAAUAAAAUGAUAAGUCGGUUGUCAAGAAAAAAUGUUUGCUUCAUUGUGUUCGUGGACGAGAUUACCAUGCAAACACUUUCUGCGGAAGGAAAUGCCCCAGACAGAGCAGGAUUCAUUGGUUUGUGGAAGUUGGUUGUGGUAAAGAAUCUGCCUUACGCAGAUAUGAGGAGGGUAGGCAAAAUACCAAAACUGUUGCCACACCGACUUUUCCCAUCAGCAAGGUACUCAAUCUGGUUGGACAGCAAGUUACGACUUCAGUUGGAUCCCUUACUCAUUCUGGAGUACUUCCUAUGGCGUAAAGGUCACGAGUAUGCUAUAUCCAAUCACUACGACCGCCAUUGCUUAUGGGAAGAGGUUGCACAAAACAAGAAGCUGAACAAGUACAACCAUACUGUUAUUGAUCAACAGUUUGAGUUUUACAAGGCUGACGGGCUGACCAGAUUCAACGCUUCAGAUCCGUUCAAGCUUCUUCCUAGCAAUGUUCCAGAGGGGUCUUUCAUAGUACGGGCACAUACUCCGAUGUCGAACCUAUUCUCAUGUCUUUGGUUCAACGAAGUGGAACGCUUUACUCCCCGUGACCAGCUGAGCUUUGCUUAUACUUAUCAAAAACUAAGAAGGAUGAAUCCUGACAAACCAUUUAAUCUUCACAUGUUCAAGGACUGCGAGAGAAGAAAGAUUGCAAAAUUGUUCCGUCACAGAUCAGAGGAGAAGCGAAACCUUAUUCAAGCAGCACUACAACAAUAGAUGACCGGAGCUUCUUUUUUUUUUUAUCGUUUUAAUAUAUUACUUGUUGGGGUUUGUCUCUACUGCUGUAUUCACAGUGUCACUUGGAGAAAUGCUCUUUCACAGUUUCGUUUUGAAAAGCUCCUUGCUCCGAUGACUCUAAAACUGGUUAAGUUGGAUCGAGUCUGUUGCUUGUGGCAAGAACCAGAGGAGGUAUACCAAAACAGUGUGAUGUGAUCUGUAGAGAUGUAGAAGAGUACUUGGAAAGAAGAAGAGGCUUUGAUUAAGAUUCUCGAGGGUCCUCGAUUUUAAUUCAAUUCAUUGCUUUGUUUUUGUCUGUGUCACUAUCAUCAUUCUGGAGGAGGGUCCCUUUACAAAAAUACAUUGAUUAGAUUUUACCUUUUUUGAGCCAAAGCAUAAACAAGAUAUGCUGAUAUUUCUUUAUUUUUUGCCAACUA